Triticum aestivum (bread wheat) is the source of this 2171-nucleotide messenger RNA. Its product is annotated as F-box protein At2g14500-like. Bases 589 to 1857 code for a protein of 422 amino acids. The transcript has 2 exons. Gene Ontology annotation, molecular function: protein binding. The record is from RefSeq and is a predicted model, not a curated record. Lineage: Eukaryota; Viridiplantae; Streptophyta; Magnoliopsida; Poales; Poaceae.
UCCAUGGCGGGUCGAAGGCUGGCCCGGCCCUUUUAAUCGCGUGUUGUGUCGACCUGUCGGGCACGUACCGGGCCAAAAUUCCGCGUCUGCGGGCCGGCCCGCGUGGCAACAGAGGACACACCCAGAGACCCCGCCACCCGCCCAAAUCCAAGCACAAGCACACCGCCGGUCGCCGGAGCCCUGCACAGCCGUACCUGCGCCGCCGGCCAGCCUGAGCCAGCCCCAUAGAAGGGCCUCGCGCAACGAACAACCAGCACCACGAGCUCGGGGCGGGCAGGACCUGACCUCCCACGCCACCAGGGCGAGCCCGCCGCCGCCGCAGAUCGCCACACGCCACCACCGGAUCCUGCCCACGGCCGCGCACGGGAGACGAUCCCCUCCGCUACCUUUCCCGGCGCCCGGCGCGUCUUCGCCGGCGGCUCCUCAGGUGGCGGCAGCGCGAGAGGAGGGCCGGCGGCGAGGGUUUCCCCCGUGUCUCCCGAGGGAGGGAACGCAGGGGACGAAGUGGUGGCUGACUUGCAGCUCCGGCCGCCCGUGUGAUUGCAGUCGACCUGCUCUAAAGCUGUGGUGUUUGUCUAUCCAUCCACAAUGGAAGUUCCAGCUCCAGAUUUGUCCGGGCUACCAGCUGACAUACUGAUCAGCAUAUUCCAGUUGCUCGAGUGCCCGGACCUCCUCCGAUCCGCCGCCGUCUGCACAUUCUGGCAAAAGGCAUACUCCACGGUCCGCCGCAGCGGCGUCUGCCCCAGUCGCCAGACCCCCUGUUUACUCUAUUGUAACGAGGCCGCCGGCGUGAGGGCACUUGGCAUGUACAGUCUCUCCGAACGGAAUGCCUACUCCCUGCCCCUCCCUGAACCUCCCAUCAGCAACUGGAUUGGUUCAUCACAUGGAUGGCUAGUCACCAUGGAUGAGAAGUCUGACCUGAUGCUGCUCAACCCUAUCACCGGUGACAAGAUUGCACUCCCUCCUGUGACAACCAUGGAGCAUGUUAAACCUGUUGUAAACGACGACGGGGUUCUUGAAAAGUACAAGAUGUCUUUCUACGACGGAGAGCUUCCGAGGGUGGAGGAUACACCCUAUGCAUGCCCUUUGGAUAGGUACGGAGAUCUGGUCUAUCUGAAGGCAACUUUGUCGUCCGAUCCAUCAGCAGGGGAAUGCACUGUCAUGCUCAUCCAUCAGCCGUACGCACAGCUCUCGUUCGCCAAAGUGGGAGAUGCUCACUGGAACUGGCUCCAAAUGCAUAGUUUCUAUGCAGAUUGCAUACACCAUGAUGGCUGUUUCUACGCAAUGACUGAGGCAGGCGCAAUCGAUGUGUUUGAUUUGAACGGACCAUCUGUCGUCCACAGAAGGAUUUUACCAAAUCUAGUUCGGAUGGUCCAGAAGUGCUACAUUGUUCAGGCACCAUGGGGAGAUGUCCUCCAAAUCAUUAAGGACGAGAGUUUGGAUCCUGAACAACCAGAUGGUGAGACGUAUGUCACUGCUUAUGAAGUGUACAAGGUUGAUUUUGUUGAGCUGAAGCGUGUCAAGAUGAGAGGGAUAGGUGAAUAUGCGUUGUUUACUGGGAAAAGCACAACAUCUUGCUUUAGCGUAAAGGAUCAUCCAGGCUUGAUGGCAAACCAUCUAUAUUUUACUCAUGAUGAUCACGACGAAUUACUCAGCGGCAAAGAUGAUCCACGUGACAUAGGAGUGUACGACUUGGAAAAUGAUACCAGAACCAAUUUGGUUGAUCCUGAACCCUGGAGGACGUGGUUCCCUCCCAUAUGGUUCACACCCAAUCUUGCAAAAGCAGAUGCCAUCUGCACCUGCACCCAAGGGGUGUCGACUUCUGCAAGUACAAGUGAGGUAACAGCAAGCAGCUGAGGCCAAAGAAGAAGAUCAAGAACUAGAGAGCCACCAGUCAGUUUAAUGGGCCUGUUAAAAUCCAUCGUCGUGUCAGGGUUUAUGCUUCGUUAUCGUCUCUGUUUGUCGUUAAACCUUAUUUACUUUGCUUUCAGCCUCAUAUUGCUUUGGUGAUCUUUGAAAGAAAAUUUGUAUCAUGAGUAUCAUAAAAGGUAGAUGAUGUUGCUCCAUAAAUUGUGGUCAUUUUCAUCCUGCUACAGUCUGCUCUUAUAAAAUGUCUGUGCAGAAGAAUGUGUAAUCACACUGCUGACAUAGAGUUUUUAUCCACCACCAAA